GUUGCAUUGUCAUUGGCUAAUGGUAAUGCAGUAGCAUCGGCCACUUCCCAGGCACCAUGUAUCAGACUUUCCAAUGUGCAGGCCAUUAUGGGAGAAACGUCAUCUUCACCUUGCAUGGCUAUAGCUACUGUCAUCGGACCCUUUCACAUCCCAAUGAUCAGCCAUUUUGCUACUUGUGCUUGUCUCAGUGAUAAAACCAAGUACCCAUCCUUCCUCAGAACCAUACCCAGUGACUACUACCAGAGCAGGGCCAUGGCCCAGUUGGUCAAGCAUUUUGGUUGGACUUGGGUUGGAGCUAUUAGAACAAAUGAUGAUUAUGGUAAUAAUGGCAUGGCCACAUUUAUAGAAACCGCACGGCAGCUGGGGAUCUGUCUGGAGUACUCUGUGUCUUUCUUUAGAACAGAUCCACCAGAUAAAAUACAAAAGAUAAUUGACACUAUCAAGACUUCUACUUCCAAGGUUAUUGUGGCUUUCCUCUCCCACAUGGAUAUGGAUGUGUUAUUACAUGAGUUUUCCCACAACAACUUGACUGGGUACCAGUGGGUAGGCAGCGAGGGCUGGAUAUUUGAUUCACACACUGCCGCAAUGGAUAGGCAUCACAUUUUGGAUGGUGCCAUAGGCCUGUCGAUCCCCAAAGCACAUGUCAGUGGCAUUAGAGAGUUCAUGUUGGAUGUAAAGCCGCUCAAUUCAUCUAGUAAUGAAAUGUUUACAGAGUUUUGGGAAGCAUUAUUUAGCUGUAAGUUCAGGCAGUCACAGCCAUCAUCAGGACAUCUGAGACAAUGUACUGGACAUGAAAAUCUGACUGGAGUACAAAACAGCUUUACUGAUAUGUCACUGAUGCCAAUCUUUAACAAUGUAUACAAAGGAGUGUAUGCUGUGGCUCACACACUUCAUAGUAUUCUCAACUGCAAAGAAACCUGUAACAACACAGUGCAGCUUGAUCCAUAUAAGAUUUUACAGCUUCUGAAAAAGAUUCAGUUCAAAACAAAGGACGGAGAUGAGGUUUACUUUAAUGAGGAUGGAGACCCAGCAGCAAAGCAAACAGCUACAUCUGCAAAAUAGGUCUUUGAUAUGGGCCCAAAAC
Messenger RNA from Pseudoliparis swirei, 1084 nucleotides. Its product is annotated as extracellular calcium-sensing receptor-like. The record is from RefSeq and is a predicted model, not a curated record. Gene Ontology annotation, biological process: G protein-coupled receptor signaling pathway. Lineage: Eukaryota; Metazoa; Chordata; Actinopteri; Perciformes; Liparidae. Gene Ontology annotation, cellular component: membrane. Gene Ontology annotation, molecular function: G protein-coupled receptor activity. The coding region runs from base 88 to 1062 and encodes 324 amino acids. The transcript is spliced from 4 exons.